CGAGUAUUAGCUUCAUUUGUCGGAGUGAGCGUCAUCACGGAAGAUCUUGACGCUGCGGAGAAGAAACGUCGAGAGUCACUAGGAGGAGGCCUACAUUUCGCCAAGAAAGGUGAGAAGACUCUACUGUCUGACGAUGAAAUCCACAACCUGUUGCAGCAGCUCGAGCAAGGUGCAAUGGAUCCUUCUAGCCUAUAUGCUGUCUCCAGCACCGACAGAGAGUGGCUUCACGAAUUACCUUGGCGCAAACGUAUAGAACUCUGGUUGAACCGAUUAUCAGCUGAAAUCCACACUUCUCAAGCUCAACAACAAGAGAGUAGUUCCUGUGCCAACACGGGUGGGCUAAUAUUAAGUCUUACGAAAGCUUUGAAAGGACAGGAGGCUAUCUGGUUACCACUUUUUCUCGACUCUGAUGAUAGGAGAAAAAAAUUCUUAGGAGCGACGGGAGAUACUAGGAAUGUGGUAGCGAUUGCAGCUGUUUUAGAUUGUCUUGCGUCCCAAUCGCUGACCGCAAUGGACAUCGAAGAAGCAGUUGGACCAGCUGCAGUGCAGUUGAAAGUCUUUGAGCUUUUGUGUCUGUCUGGGUCUGCUAACAAGACGUGGAGAUCAUGCGAUCUGCCACGUUUGGAACUAUGGUCAGAAGUUGCUCUUCGCAGUGCCACUAGCUACUACUUAGAAGUAGGUCGUUGUCAACCUCAACGGAGAGCGGCAGAGGUAGAGGAGGCGGAAGCCUCGUCCCUGAUGAAAAUUCCACUUCCUCUCUCUAACAAGCGGAUGCCUCUCCCCGAUCUUUUGCGCUUGUUGAAGGGAUUGGCACAGAAUGCGGAAACCUUGUUAGACGACCUCAAAGCCGCUGCUAGAGGAUCAUGUAGUAAAGUCGAAGAGAGUCCUCGUCAUGAUCUAUUAACUCGAAUCAUUCAAAACUUGUGUGUCCCCGCGUUAGUACAAAUAGGUCUUGCCUUCUUUCAAAACGAAAAGGCAAACGACUGCCAUCUUGCGGAAGGAGCAGAUGGGACUUUCCUUUCUCCAGCUCGAAACGGUGUGGAUCAUGUUCCCCAAGACCAAGAGCAGUCAGCGUGUGCGUGGACCCGUGACUGUGCUGACGUUUUUGAAGAGGCUCACUGUGCCUGGCUGUCCGUUGUUACUAGAGCCCUCGCUGGCGGAGUAGAGCAAGGUGAAAGUCGAAGAACUGCUCGUCUUUUCCUGCCUCUAGAGGCGCAGCUGGAAAUCGAACAACUACCCCAACAAGGGCCACCACCAGGGGAGAGGACAGUCUAUUUUCAAGUAGUGAUAGAUGAUUACAGGCAAAGAGGUCUUCAUGUACAUGUUCUUCCAGAAGGAGGUUUGUUCGAUUCCCCUGCUCAGACAAGACGCGUCAACACGGCAGAAAUAGACGGUGCAUCCUUAUUGCGAGCUGCGCGUGCCUUUGGAAAACAAGAAGUGCUGCAGCUAGAAGUACCGGAACAAUUAUACGAGCAUGAGGAACAAUUGUACAACGAGCGCGACUACCCUACACUCCUAGUAAGCGAAGCUUUGACACAAUGGCCGCGUCCGCUGCUGCUGAACAUGGCCCUUUUGAUGCAGGAACAAGGCUCCACCGAGGUCUUCUUCGGCGCAGCGUCGUUGCUCAUAGCAGAGGCGUGGGAUUGCCUUCUGGAUGCUGUG
Amoebophrya sp. A25 is the source of this 1662-nucleotide messenger RNA. NCBI's taxonomy places the organism in Eukaryota, Dinophyceae, Syndiniales, Amoebophryaceae. The record is from the annotation of a GenBank genome assembly.